Messenger RNA from Polyodon spathula (Mississippi paddlefish), 5844 nucleotides. RefSeq names its product extracellular serine/threonine protein kinase FAM20C-like. The transcript is spliced from 10 exons. Gene Ontology annotation, molecular function: protein serine/threonine kinase activity. Gene Ontology annotation, cellular component: Golgi apparatus. The coding region runs from base 120 to 1838 and encodes 572 amino acids. Gene Ontology annotation, biological process: protein phosphorylation. NCBI's taxonomy places the organism in Eukaryota, Metazoa, Chordata, Actinopteri, Acipenseriformes, Polyodontidae. The record is from RefSeq and is a predicted model, not a curated record.
GUGCUUAUUAUUUUAUACAUAUAAAAACAGCUACUGGAAAACAAAGUGUGCUACUUUUAGUUUAUGUGUAUGUAUUAUUUUAAACAUAUAUACAUAUAGUAAUUAAUCAUAUUAUCAAAAUGAAGAUGAUACUGUUUCGCAAAUUCAGAGUACUAAUCCUGAUGGUGUUUCUCAUCGCGUGUACCAUGCACAUCAUGAUCGAUUUAUUACCAAAGCUCGAGAAGCGGGCGGCGGGUCCUGCUACUGCAGGGAACAGCGGAUGUUCCUGUUCAAACAGACCGAGCGAAGAGCCUCAGAACUGGGGCAAGCAGCGUUCCAGGACCGGAGCAGAAUCUGGCUGGCCGAACAAGCACACCCUGCGGAUUCUUCAGGAUUUUAGCAAUGAGCCGAACUCUAACCUGUCCUCCCAUUCACUAGAAAAAAAUACAGGAUCAGCGGACAAAACCGAGCCUUUUAAACGACUUGAACAAUAUAGCCAGCAUGGGAAUAUUGACAGCAAACAGUUUAUCCAGGAAACGAAUACCAAUAAAAUUCAACCCGUUAUGGGAUACUCGAAACUGAACGUCCUGUUUGAGCACUCCCUUUACAAAAUUCAGGUCCCGGGGCUCACUGAAGAGGACACCUUAUUUAAUGUCAAUACUGAUAUCAGAUUUAACCCAAAAGCAGCUGAGAAUCCAGAAUGGAAAAAUGAAGGGAAUGAUGAAGAGGUGUAUGUUCCAACUGGGGAACCUUCCGCAGAUUCCUAUCCAAAUUGGUUAAAAUUCCACAUUGGGAUUAAUCGAUAUGAACUGUACUCUCGGCACAAUCCAGUGAUCGAUUCUUUGUUAAAGGAUCUAGUCUCGCAAAAAAUUACCAGCGUUGCUAUGAAAUCGGGAGGCACCCAGCUUAAACUCAUCAUGACAUUCCAAAACUAUGGACAAGCGCUUUUCAAACCGAUGAAGCAAACAAGGGAACAGGAAACACCCCCGGACUUCUUCUACUUCUCUGAUUUCGAGAGGCACAAUGCGGAGAUCGCAGCUUUUCACCUCGAUAGGAUCCUGGAUUUCCGACGUGUGCCUCCAGUUGCAGGCAGGCUUGUCAACAUGACUAAAGAAAUCAAAGAUGUGACUCGGGACAAAAAACUGUGGAGAACGUUCUUCAUCUCACCAGCCAAUAAUAUCUGUUUCUACGGCGAGUGCUCGUAUUACUGCUCUACGGAGCACGCUCUGUGCGGGAAGCCAGAUCAGAUUGAGGGCUCGCUGGCUGCUUUCCUCCCAGACCUGGCCUUGGCCAAGCGGAAAACCUGGAGGAACCCCUGGAGGCGUUCCUACCACAAGCGCAAGAAAGCAGAAUGGGAGGUAGAUCCAGACUACUGUGAGGAGGUCAAACAGACGCCUCCCUAUGACAGUGGCACCCGGCUCCUGGACAUCAUGGACAUGACCAUCUUUGAUUUCUUGAUGGGAAAUAUGGAUCGACAUCACUACGAAACCUUUGAGAAGUUUGGAAAUGAAACUUUUAUCAUCCACUUGGAUAAUGGCAGAGGGUUCGGAAAACACUCCCAUGAUGAGAUGUCUAUACUGGUGCCUUUAAGCCAAUGCUGCAGAGUAAAGAGAUCUACCCACCUGCGACUGCAGCUCCUAGCUAAGGAGGAGUACAAGCUGAGCGAGUUGGUGGAAGAGUCUUUACUGCGAGACAAGCUGAUGCCCAUCCUCAUAAAACCCCAUUUGGAAGCCAUGGACCGCAGGCUGCGGGUGGUGCUCAAAGUGCUAAGUGACUGCAUUGAGAGGGAUGGUUAUAACAAUGUGGUGGAAAAUGACCUUGACAGUGCCACUGCUAACACGAUCACAAGCACGAGGUAGUAGCGUCCAACAGGAGUGUGUUUUUUUCUAGAAUACUAUUAUGAUUAAUAUAAAAGGAAAGUCUUGCAAAAGACUAUUGAUGCCACUUUUUGAAUUCAAUGAAUUCAGAGCCUCUGUGUUAUCCCCUAACCAUGUAAAAUAUGUAGGACACAAACAAAACAGAAAUUGUGUUUUAAAAUAAAAGUUGUAUUGCUUAUUUUAAUAGUACAUAGAGGGGGGGGGAUUAAUUGCUAAGAUUUUAAUGUUGUUUCUUUCUGUCAUUUUUUUUUAUUUCCAUUCCCCAGCCAUUCUUCUGUAUUUUUUGAAUAUAUACAUAUAUUGAAGCAGGAACAAGUCACACAACAGCUCCCAUUUUAACCACAUGAGCACAAGCACUCAUCGGAGUAUAAUCAAUACAAAUCAUACAUCCAAAUUAAAUGAUGUAAAGUCUUCAUAAAUACACAAAUAAAUACACAGUACAUCACAAAACCACAAUUUGUAUUCCAAACAUAGGACCGGGUCUGAUAGCAAGCAGGACUGUAAUGUUUAAGUCAGAAUUACAAAAGCAUUACCUUUGGAGUUUUGUAGGGAAUCCAGUCCAUCCAUAACUUAAAAAAUUCAAUCACAUGAUUUACAGUAGUGAUAAAACUGUAAGGAAGCUCACUCACUGGAUCCACCUUACAAAGGGACAACCUGUCUUCAAGAGGAGUGAAAUUAGCACCACAUAUAGAAAUGAUACAAUUCCUGCAUUUCUUAUCCCAAAUUACUGUAAUAUAUGAGAAUGGCCACUGUAUUGUAAACCCUCAGAUUACUGGAGUUGCUCUUCCACUGGUUUAAGGCACUUCUCAUGACAGAGCUGCUCAUUAUAACACUACUCAUGUCAUGCUUUUAACUUAAUUUCAGAUACUUCAUCUCAAUGAAUAACAUUUUUUGUACACUUUGCCUCUUCAUUAUGCUUCACUGUUGUAGACUUAAAAAGUGUUCCAGACUUGCAGAAAGAUGUUUCAGUAUCAUUAGUUUUGCUUUUCUUCGAAGAAAAAAACGGAACAGCUCUGAACAAUGCCAGUCCUUGGUUAUUUCAGGUUUCUCUGUGAAUUGAAAAAUGUUUGCCUUUUAAGAACAGAAAAAAAAAAAAAUUAGCUACUACAGAAAAUCAGCUCUCUUAUCCGUUGCAACAGUAUGUGGAUGUUCAAUAUUCAGUGGGUCGUUUUGCCCAAAUUCUAUUGACAUUUUUAAGAUGUCGGUUCUCAGUUGUUGAUUUUGCAGACUGUAAUCCAAUUUUCACAUUGGAAUCAAGGCUUGUGCCUGUCUAAUAUGUCUUCUGUUUGAAAUGGAUGAAAGGCAAACAUUUCUGCUCUAGGUCCUGAAUGUAAAGUGAGAAGGUGCUGCUUGUUGUUUAGAACAUUGGAAUGGCAUUGCUCUGAUGGUGACUCCGACAUAAUCCCAAUCUGUGACCAUUUAAUUCAGAUUCUGUAUCUUUUUUAUUGGUCAUUUUCUACCUAUUUCACUUUUGCCCUAUGUGUUUAUCAUUGCAAUUGUGACCUUUUACUGACACAAUUAAAAAUAGAUACUCACUGAUGUUGCAUAGCAGUUUGAGCCAUUACAGUGUUUACAAAUGAGUUAGCCACACUUUCUGAGUAAGAUGUUUAGGUGUGUAUAAGUUCUGUAAUUAAAGCUGGAAAUGACUCUUACUGCCUUCCUUGAACACAGUGGCUGAAACAAUUCACACAGCAUUACAUUUCCAAGUGUUAUUUCAAAUAUCAUUUUGCAUUCCCCUGUACUGAAAAUCACAUUUCUUUAAACUUUCAUCCUCGAUUCUAUAGCAUCCUAGAGCCUGUACUUGAAUAAAUCUGCUGACAACUGGGCACAGGGGAGGCCUGCAACAUAUGGAAAUGUUAAUGAUCUUAGUUCAGGGCAUGCAUACAUUUGGACGUUAGUUUGUGUUAUCGCUGAUCAUUUAAAACUAGUGUAUGGUCAUGCAAGCCGUGACUGCAGUUUAAUUAAAGCCAACAAUAUCUGAUUAACUGGUUUAAUGCCUCUCUUUAAAAUAGUGAUGUUGCACAACCUACCUGUGACUGCACUUUGGCAUGCAAGCUAGCACAUAUUUCAUGAAAAAUACAUUUUUAUUCAAAUGUUUUAUUAUGUAGAAAGGUGUUAUGCAUGAAGGUAUGCACAUUAAUCAUCUAGUGUUGUUUUUUUUUUUGGUUUUCUUUUUGCUUUAUAUUUCCUAAAACCAAAGCUAGAUAUCCUAUUUGCCUUUGACAUUUCUAUAUCUCAGCCCAGCCACAAACUUCCUGACUGAACUGAGGCAUGCUACUUGAUAGCUGUUAAAAGAGUCAGAAAAGACCGCAGUUGGGCUAUACGUGGAAAUAAUGUAUAGUACGUAGCAAGCUGUUUUCUGUUUGUUUUCAGAUUUACUGGCACCGGUAAUCUGCCAUGUUGUUUUGUUUUGUCAGUAAAUAGUCACAAAAAAAUUUGAACAGUGUAAAGAGAGUAGAAUUUCCUGUAAAUACGGCGCCACCAAGCAGUGAGUUGACAUGAAAGCCACCAGAAAUCCCAAAGCAUCUCCUCAAGAACUGAGAAAACAAAAUCAUCCACAUAAAAAUGAAAGCUGUUAUCAACAAGAAUAUAUUUAGAUUCCGCUUAUCUCUUACAGUAUCUCUUCAUGACAUUUCCAAAUAUUCAGAGUGGUUAUUAUUGAGUUACAGCUCUGGGUAGUUACCAGAUGUUUGAGUAAUCGCAAUGGUCUCCAACCCAGAUGACUGGAAAUGGCAGCCUCACUUAUUAUAUUUGUUAAAAAUCAUGAUUUAUUUGAUUAAAUUAUAAAACACUUUUUAAUCACAGUACUUACUUUGAACCCACGUUGUGGCAAGGUAUUUAGAGUGUACUUCACAUACAUCUGUAUUGUGGUGCUAAUAAUAUAAUCUAUUGUACCAUCACUUUUGAUUUGGCCUGUGAACAAUUUUGUAUACAUAGUUUGGGAACUGUUCACCAAAGUUUGUAAUAGAUUAAAUUAAAUGCAUAUACAUAUAUGGGUAUGUUAAAGAUACCAACACUUUAAAUAAAUCAUUGAAGCUUUGUGAAAAGGGACCCAUUUGCCUCUCCAAUGAGAUAAGAUGACGUUACAUGAACUGUAAGUACAGUAUUAGUACAUGGCAAGGACAGCUUGAGUCCCUUAGUACCAGGUUUGAAUAUUAUACUUAGAAAGUCAAAAUGUCAAAAAUCUGAGUGAAGAUUUCUAGUACUCCUUAUAUGUGCCAGACACUUCCUUAAUUAACUGUAAGAAAUUAAACAGAUUUUUUAAAGACCCAUGGAGAAAAAUUAGUCUGUUUUUUUUUAAAAGCUUUAUUUUCUUCAUGUUUUCAGACUACUAAUGCAUGAAUAUUGUAUCCUCCAAGUGUUUUUUUUUUUUCCAUUUCCUUUAAUACUUUAAGAAACUCAUUUUGUGGCAUCUAAUCAUAUCAUCCCAUACAGGUGAUCGGGUGUUAACAACUCGUUUCAACGACAAACAUGUCUAUACAUUUAUUUUAUUCUAUAUAUUUUGUUGUUAUUUAUUAAAUAUAAAAAUAUAAAGAAGAUGAUCAGAUUUGUUUUUAGUGUAGUUUGAAGUCCGGUUGUCAAUCUCAUGCUGAACUUUAGAGAGUACAUUGUACAUUUCAAUGUUGUUGGACAGCAGAGUGCAAUGCUAAAAAAAAAGAAAAAGAAAGAAAGAAAAAUAAAACUGAAAGUUAACAUAGUGCCUGUGUAAUGACACACAUACUUGAAUGUUGGGCUCACUAAAUGUGAUAUGAAAUGUACAUCUGGAUAGGGAAACAAAAAGUGGUUGCAGGUUUCAUUUAGACUGUGGCAGUAGAGUUGCUCCUUGGUUGUCUUUCUUGUCUGAUUUUCAUAGCUCUAUGUAAAUAAAUAUAAAUAGUUGGACAACGAAAAUGCUGCUUUCUGCAGCCAUAGGCUUCAAUUUAUUUUGCAGUGUUUCUGUGGAAUUUGUUUGCAACGUGGUGAAAGUGCAAUAAAGAUAUGGCAAAUG